This is a messenger RNA of Saprolegnia parasitica CBS 223.65, 834 nucleotides long. RefSeq lists its product as hypothetical. NCBI's taxonomy places the organism in Eukaryota, Oomycota, Saprolegniomycetes, Saprolegniales, Saprolegniaceae. Bases 1 to 834 code for a protein of 277 amino acids. The record is from RefSeq and is a predicted model, not a curated record. The transcript is spliced from 2 exons.
AUGGCGUCUAUCGACACCUUCUGGACCCUUGGCCUCGCGAUUGCCAAGCACGGCCUGAGCCAGAGUACGAACAUCGGUAUGCGUCGGUUCCGAGGACUCUUUGGUGUCGGUCCCGACGUGUGUCUGAAGCUCUGGGAUGCAACGGCCCAAGUCCGCCCCACCGACACGAGCCCGGUCCACCUGCUCUGGAUGCUCCUUUUCCUCAAGGGGUAUCGGACAGAGGCCGAAACACACGCCUUAAUUGGCGCCGACGAAAAGACCCUCCGGAAAUGGCUCUGGCCAUGGAUUGAGACGGUCGCCAAACUCGAGAUCAUCGAUUGGGAGGCCCGACGAAUCGGCGCUCGUCCGGCCGACACCGUUCUUGUGUCUCUCGAUGGUACUGAUUGUCGGAUCUAUGAGCCCACGCCUUUCGACAAAAAGUGGUAUUCCCACAAGUUUCACGGGCCUGGGGUUCGCUACGAGGUCGGACUGUGCAUCGCCACGGGCGACAUUGUGUGGGCCUUUGGCGGGGUUCCGUGCGGCGAAUGGCCUGAUUUGACCUUGGCGCGGCACGCCUUCGUCCACAUGCUGGACAGGGGUGAGAAGGCAUUGGCGGACAAGGGGUACCGGGACCCCGUCUACUUUCGGUAUCCCGACGACGGCGGCCUUCAAACCAACCGCCGCCAAAAAAAGAUCAUGGCGCGCCACGAAACGGUCAAUCGACGGCUCAAGCAGUUUCGCGUGCUUCAGUCACGCUUCCGACAUGCUCUCGAGAAACACCCCAUUUGCUUCCACGCAGUCGUGAAUAUCACGCAGCUAGAUAUCGCCUGUGGCCACAAGCUAUUUGGCGUGUAA